AGUAAGAAGUAUAGAAGAAGAGGAAGAAGAAGGUAUAAUAAAAAUGUCGGAGACUUUCAGAGUGUGCUUCUGUUGUAGCAGGAGCUUCAAGGAGAAAACGAGGCAGCCACCAGGGAGCAUAAAGAGACUCUUUGAAGCAUACUCAAGAAACGGGAAGAUGUCAUCCGAUGACCUUCUAAGGUUUGUGAGUGAAGUCCAAGGAGAAGGCCACGCAGGGAUGGACUACGUGCAGGAUAUCUUCAACAGCGUUAAACACCACAACGUGUUUCACAUACAUGGGUUUGUUCAUCUCAACGCCUUCUAUCGCUACCUAUUUAGCGAUACAAACUCUCCUCUUCCCUUGUCUCGCCAGGUGCACCAUGAUAUGAAGGCCCCGUUAUCGCAUUACUAUGUGUACACGGGACACAACUCUUACUUGACUGGGAACCAAGUGAACAGCAGAAGCAGCGUAGAGCCGAUCGUGCAGUCUCUGAGAAAAGGUGUAAAAGUGAUCGAGCUUGAUUUAUGGCCUAACCCUUCUGGAAACGCUGCUGAAGUUCGUCAUGGCAGGACGCUUACAUCGCAUGAGGAUUUGCAGAAAUGUCUCAACGCCAUAAAGGACAAUGCGUUUCAUGUGUCUGAUUAUCCAGUCAUAGUCACUCUCGAAGAUCAUUUGCCACCCAAUCUUCAAGGGAAAGUUGCUAAGAUGUUAACUAGAACAUUCAGAGGGAUGCUGUUCCGUUAUGACUCAGAGAGUUGUAAGCAUUUUCCAUCACCAGAAGAACUUAAGAAGAAGAUUCUGAUUUCUACAAAGCCUCCAAAGGAGUAUCUUGAGAGCCAAGCUAUUCAGUCCUCCUCCUCCUCAAGAAGAACUCCAAUAGAUAGAGCCACUUCCUGGAGCGGCAAUGCUAAUAUGUCAUGGAGAGGAGAAAGCAAGAUUCGUGAAGAUGAUGCAGAAGAAGAAGAGGAGGAGGAGAGUGAAGCUGUUGGAUAUAGAGACUUGAUCGCGAUUCAAGCUGGGAACUGCAAAAGCGGGUUGGAGGAUUGCUUGAGAGAUGAUCCAGAGAAGCCUCGAAGGAUAAGCGUGAAUGAGCAGUGGCUAGAGAAUGUGGUUAGAACCAGAGGAAGCGAUGUUGUAAGGUUUACACAGAGGAAUCUAAUGAGGAUAUAUCCAAAGGGAACAAGAGUGGACUCAUCAAAUUACGACCCUCAUGUGGGAUGGACACACGGUGCUCAAAUGGUUGCUUUUAACAUGCAAGGACAUGGGAAGCAACUAUGGAUAAUGCAAGGAAUGUUCAGAGCUAAUGGUGGAUGUGGCUACGUUAAAAAACCUGGCAUUCUGCUAGACACGAAGAGACUCUUUGACCCAAGCAAAAUGCUUCCCAUAAAGACCACUCUUAAGUUGAAAAUCUACACAGGCGAAGGAUGGGAUUUGGAUUUCCCUCAGACACACUUCGAUCAGUACUCUCCUCCUGAUUUCUUCGUCAAGGUUGGAAUUGCAGGAGUUCCCAGGGACACGGUCUCUUACAGAACCGAAACAGCAGUUGAUCAGUGGUUUCCUAUAUGGAGGGAAGAGUUUCUGUUUCAGCUCUCUGUUCCAGAGCUGGCACUUGUGUGGUUCAGAGUCCAAGAUUACGACAAUGACACCCAAAAUGAUUUCGCAGGACAGACAUGUCUUCCACUCCCUGAACUUAAGUCCGGAGUAAGAGCCGUCCGUCUUCAUGAUCGAGCAGGAAAGCCUUACAAGAACUCUAGGCUUCUCGUCAGCUUCUACUUUGACCCUCCUUUCACCUUCUGACUUUCUUGUUUUUCUCUUUCUUUCUCAGAUCAAUUUUCUUAAAAUAAGCAGAAGCUACUUGCAAUA
This is a messenger RNA of Raphanus sativus (radish), 1843 nucleotides long. RefSeq names its product phosphoinositide phospholipase C 3. Gene Ontology annotation, molecular function: phosphatidylinositol-4,5-bisphosphate phospholipase C activity. The coding region runs from base 44 to 1777 and encodes 577 amino acids. The transcript is spliced from 6 exons. Lineage: Eukaryota; Viridiplantae; Streptophyta; Magnoliopsida; Brassicales; Brassicaceae. Gene Ontology annotation, biological process: lipid metabolic process; phosphatidylinositol-mediated signaling. The record is from RefSeq and is a predicted model, not a curated record.